Messenger RNA from Daktulosphaira vitifoliae (grape phylloxera), 2406 nucleotides. RefSeq lists its product as uncharacterized. The coding region runs from base 384 to 1991 and encodes 535 amino acids. Gene Ontology annotation, molecular function: transcription cis-regulatory region binding; DNA-binding transcription factor activity, RNA polymerase II-specific. The record is from RefSeq and is a predicted model, not a curated record. Gene Ontology annotation, biological process: regulation of transcription by RNA polymerase II. The transcript has 5 exons. NCBI's taxonomy places the organism in Eukaryota, Metazoa, Arthropoda, Insecta, Hemiptera, Phylloxeridae.
ACGCAUCGAAUUCCCCCGCGCACUACGUACUACCCCACCUGUCUAUGUUUCUGUCUAACCGCGCAUACAAAUGGUCGUCGUUCCCGGUUCCACACCUAGCGCGCCAAAUUCUCUUUGAUAAUUUUUGUUUUUUUUUACGUGUUCGCAGUCAUUUUAAUUUUAAUUAACCCGCUUACUAAACUAAAUCACUGUCCAUAUGAUUGAGCGUUAUUCCUAGAAUUAACAGUGUAAUUUAUUUGAUGAAAUUUUAGUGUUUUCGUGUUUUACGCGCCGUAUGCCCAACUUCAACUCGACAGCAGAAGAAUUGAAGAGAGAACUUCCGUGAGACGGCUGACUGUUGGAAGUAAUAACUACUCAUUUAAUUUGGAUUCCAAGAAUACACUAUGGAUCUUGGAACUUUAGAUAGUCUGACAUUCUAUCAAGACUGUAUUGAUUUUGAUAUGAAAAGUGAUUAUGAUAGAGUUUUGUCAAAUAGCAGUUUCAAUUACGAUGACUCUUUAUCUUUAAAUGAUGAUAAUAUGAUGUCUAUAAUGGAUCCUUUAAAUUCUGGUCUUUGGCUUAACUCUAAUUCCAACCAUCAUUUAGACUUUAUUGGUGGAGACAUUGAAUCUGCUAUAAUGGUCAACCCAAACUCAGUUAUUCCAUCUUCUGCUGAAGUAGUUGAAAAAAAGGUUAAAGAAGAACCUAUUGUAGAACCAAGUUUACUUAAGGAUCUUCCGACUACCAUUUUAAUAAAAAAAGAAAAUUUAUCAGAACAACAGGGAAUACCCAUCAAGUCUGAAACAAUUGAAGAACCUCAAGUACUAAAUAAAAAGCCUAUAGAAGUAACUAAGAUUGAGGAGGCAAAACCCAUUCAAAAAGCCAUUCGGCUUUCUGAUUUAUUAAGCCAAACAUCUAGUAAUGGAUUGCAAAAAACAGAAUUGAUGACUGUAAGAGUGACUAUGCCUUCAGCAGUACCUACUGUAAAGACAACUGUAACUUCAAGGACUGUUCCAAUAUCUUUUGUAAACAAUAGUAUUUCUGGGCAUUACAAAAUAGUUAGACCCAAACAACAAAUAAAACCAAUUCAGUCUAGAGCUAAUGGCAUUAAGGGUAAUGAAAAUUUGGGUUUAUAUCCAAGACCAACAUAUUCCUAUUCUUGUUUAAUAGCUAUGGCUCUAAAAAAUUCAAGUACAGGUUCAUUGCCAGUUUCAGAAAUCUAUAAUUUUAUGUGUAAACAUUUUCCAUAUUUUAAGACUGCUAGUAGUGGAUGGAAAAAUUCUGUUCGCCAUAACCUUAGUUUAAACAAGUGUUUUGAAAAAAUUGAAAAACCUAUUGGUAGUACAGGCGCACCUAGGAAAGGUUGUUUAUGGACAAUGAAUCCUAGUAAGAUAGCAAAAAUGGAUGACGAAAUGCAAAAAUGGUCUCGUAAAGAUCCAUCAGCUAUUAAACGUGCUAUGCUCAAUCCAGAACAUUUGGAUGCAUUAGAACGAGGAGAAAUGAAUGAAACCUAUGAUCGGCGAGACAGUUACUAUCUUGAUGAUGAUGAAGAAGAAGAAAUAGUUAGCCAAGAAAUUACUUCUGAAGAAGAAGAAGAAGAAGAAGAAGAAAGGAUAAGUGAUAUGGAAGAGUCUGAUGGAGACUCAAGAAAUGAUAAAGAUGACUCACCUUACCAACUAAUAACUUUUGGUUUAGAUGACUUGGCUAACCUCAAUGAUAUUUGUAAUGAUGUUGAAGAUGAAGAAGAAAUUGAAGAAAACUCUAAUGAUGGAAGCUUUGGUAUUGAAACAUCCGAGUAUAAAACAAAUUUUGAUGAUUUGAUUUCUGUUCAAGAUUUACCAAUGACAUAUGUUGUUCAGCCUCAGAAUAAGACUGUGAUUAGUAAUAAACGUCCUUGUCAACAACCUGUGUUUAAAGGCAGCUAUGUAUUGACCAAAAAUGUUUCAUCUAGCAUACCAAGUCCAAAACGUAAAUUUAUAAGUCGACCUAUAUCUAUAUUAAGAAAUAUUUAAUAUUUAUUCAUAUAAUUUAUAAAUACAUUGUGGGAUCUUAUUACACCACUAAUAUUUACAAUUAGUGAUAUACUAAUUAUUUAACUUCAGCUCAUUAAUGCAAUGGUUGUAUUAUGAUAAAUUAAACAUUUCAAUAACUCAAAUUAAGUUACUCUUGAAAGAAAAAUUUAAACAAAUAGAUUGAAUUUUUAUGUAUGAAAUAAUGAUAUUAAAUAAUUAGAUGCCAUGAUCAUGUCUAUAAAUUAUUAGUUUAAUGUCCACUUAAUAACAUUAAAAAUUAACUUUUUCUAAAAUAAUACCGGAUAGAAAAUGUUAAGAUAACUUAUGAUUUCACACAGUCAAUAUUUUCUUUCUUUUUUUUAUAUUAUUUAAGAUUUUUUCAUUAUUGACUAUUGAUUACUUAAUGUUUUAAUAA